This is a messenger RNA of Schizosaccharomyces osmophilus, 816 nucleotides long. RefSeq names its product meiotic spindle pole body protein Dms1 (gene dms1). Lineage: Eukaryota; Fungi; Ascomycota; Schizosaccharomycetes; Schizosaccharomycetales; Schizosaccharomycetaceae. The transcript is spliced from 4 exons. The coding region runs from base 1 to 816 and encodes 271 amino acids. The record is from RefSeq and is a predicted model, not a curated record.
AUGCAAAUGUUGGACUCUCAAAAAAUGGACCACAGAAAGCUGGUUGAUCAAAUAUCGAAGCUCUCACAUGAAAAGAUAUCUGUCCCCGAACUGAUUACCCUAUUAGACAUUCAUUACAACGACAUGUUCCACGUAAACCCAUGGAUGAAAAAGGAAAUCAAAAAACUAGCCUAUGAAUUUGUCAAAAAUGAUCCAAAUCAUCAGCUUUCAAAACAUGAUGCUUGCGACCUCGUAGAAGCGUUUAUCAAUGUGCCGUUAACAUCGCUUGAUAAACAGUCCAUGUCAUCUAAUACUCCCUUACAUUCCACAAGUAUUGAUGAUAUGUCUACUGAUUUUUCCGUAGAUUCCAGUCUCUUACCUCAGCCUGUUCCAUUUACCCACAGUUUAUCUCGAUUCCCUUCUCCUGAGAAACUUUCUGAUAACUCUUUUGUUGCAGCAUUCCAGAAAACUCAAUCUCAUUUUGCAUAUUCAGACUCCCUAAUUGAGUCAGCUUUUUUAAAUAUCCAAAAUUGUAUCGGUUCUAUCCAGAAUGUCAAGAAAGAGGAUAUUUCGUCUCAGCUUGUCGGAAUUCGUAAGGAAUCAGAAGCUUCACUUCCCUCCUUUAGACGCCGUUCUUCCUCGAAAGUAAUAUCGGAAAUUACAGAGUCCAACCCUUCCCAAAAAGACAGUACUCCGUCACCCAUUACUGGCGUGUGGGAACCUUUUCUAUCUUUCUACUACAUUAAGGCUAGCAUAGUCCUUUUGAUUGCCCUUGUCCUCUUUUCCGUUUUCUACACUUCGUCUAAGCCUAAUCCUUCCAAAACUCGUCCCUCGUAA